AUGGCAGUUGUGCGACGCCACCGAGGCGGCGGGAAUGAGGACAACGACGACAAGCUCUACAGCAAGUGGCAGUUUCUUCGGCGACAAACGGACAGACUCGUCAAGCAAAUCUCGACAAUGUCGUACCGCGAUUUCGUUGAAUCCAGCACAAAGGCCAUGGCCGAAGGACCGGACGGGAUUGCUGGUGAGGCUCUCAAGAUGCUGCAUGUUUCAAGAGAUGAGCAAGAACCCGAAACGCAGUUCAAACGAUCCAGGACUGUCAUAGUCGAAAAGGCGGACAAGCCAACGUACGAAACACCGAAGAGCUGGCGUCCUCUCGCCUUGUUAUCCUGCAUGGGCAAGGUUGUAGAGAAGGCCAUGUCGAAUCGCUUGACGAUACUCUCCCUUGAGCACCACCUUGUCCCUUACAAUCAGUUUGGAUUCGCACGACGGUCUACGACAAAAGCGCUCGAGUUGAUUCUGAAUCGCGUCUACCGAUGCUGGAACGCCAGCCCGCGCAUGUUUGCAACGCUCAUGACCAUUGACAUGACUGGCGCCUUCGAUCAUGUCGAUCGAGAGGUUCUCCUGAACAUCUUGGUUCGGAAAGGUGUCCCUGACUGGAUGGUUCUGUACAUCUCUUCAUUUCUUUCUGAUCGACGCGUUGCCUUGUCUAUUCCAGGAUACACAUCAGAGGAGUUCUGGGUCAACAUUGGCAUUCCCCAGGGCAGCCCUCUUUCGCCUGUUCUCUUCGCCUUGUUCUCCUCUCUUAUACUGGACGAACUCAACAAGAUCUGGCCGUCGAGUCCAUUCUUCCAAGCCAUGUCGUACGUUGACGACAGUUGCAUGGUGGUCACCUCACCCUCCUACGAGGAAAACUGCAGAAUCUUGACAACGGCCUUUACCGACCUGAUUGCCGCUACCGCGCCGCAUGGCAUUGCCUUUGGCCCUUCCAAGACACAUAUCAUGCAUUUUCAGAAUCCGCACAGGGAGACUCGGGGGGCCAACUCAAGAACUGCCGACGAACCUGAGCCACCCAGAAUCAUACCAUUGGCAGAUCUACCAGACGUUGGUGUGGAAGGGGCAAAGAAGGAGGAGGUGAUCAAGCUUCUUGGGGUUUACUUGGACCAAUCUUUGACAUGGGCCACACACGUAAAGGAGGUUACCGAGAAGAUGGAAGCCAAGAUGCGCACCAUCUAUCGUAUUUCCGGCUCGACAUGGGGGCCCUCUCUCGCCAGCAUCAGACGCCUGUUUAUCACAAGUGUCCGCCCGAUCGCCGCAUACGCCGCUCCCGUGUGGUUCCUUUAUCGAGACAACGAACGCAGGGUUCGCUGGCAGAUCAGCGUCAAUUUGGUCACGAAGCUCGACAAGGCACAGGCGGCGUGUCUCCGACAGGUUGCCGGCGCUUACCAGACCACAGCGAACGCGGUCGUCCACCAGGAACUUAAUGUCCCGCCGCUUUCUCUAUUCCUUGAGAAGCUCGGUCAGAAACAUCGCACUCGCAAUCUUGACACCCCGGAAUACGGUUCUCUCGAUACCGUGUGGGGAACCGGUACCAUGCCGAAGACCCUAAGCGCAGCGAAUGAUGUAGCACACCCAUACCGCAUCCUCUACAAAGCCACGGCCGCUUCUAUUGAUUUCGCGGCCCGGAAGCAACUCAUCGAACUCAACGAGGAGCGAGCUACGAAAACAGACCGGCGCGGUUUUCCGCUACCGAAGUUAACGUGGCGGAACUUCCUUGACCGACAGCAAGUGCGGGGCAAAGUCAUCAACGACAAACUUCAGGAGGCAUGCGCGCGGUACUGGCAGAACUACCUUGACGCUCGCCAAGACCGAAGGGAGGAUCAGACCGAGCCAAACCUUCGCAUCGCCAACCACCGUCCUCUCUCCCUCUCGGAAAAAUGGGGCCCAGCCAGCUUGAAAUACUAA
Molecule: messenger RNA, 1905 nt
Organism: Colletotrichum tamarilloi
Lineage: Eukaryota; Fungi; Ascomycota; Sordariomycetes; Glomerellales; Glomerellaceae
Product: zinc knuckle
Exons: 5
Coding region: 1-1905 (634 amino acids)
Source: RefSeq, a predicted model, not a curated record